AUCGCCGCGUCGGACCUCCAAACCCUAGCUCGCGCGGUCCACGAGCAGCAGCACCUGGAAAAGCCCCACCCGGACGGAGACCCUCGACACGUACUCCCGCUCCCUCCAUCUCGCGGGAUAAUAACCAGCGAGCGAGCCAAGGGAGAAGAGAUCCACCCUCCUAAUCUCUCCCUCUCCUUCUAUAUCUCGGCUACUCGGAUCCCGUCCAUGAUGAUUCCUUGCCCUAAUUCUAAUCCCCCCUCCCGAGAUCUCAUCCCAUCUCUCGUUAAUUGAAAGAGAGAGGAAGUAGAGUAGUCUCCAGGUAUCGGUACUGCUCUGUUGGAGGACGGAACGAAGGAAGGAAGAAGAGAAAAAAGUUGGAGGGAAGAUUACCGGAUGGGGUCUACGGAAGAGACCUCCACCGCAGGCGCUGCCGCCGAGAAGCCUUCCAGGAAGGCAGCGGCUUCUACUUCGCCCGCUCCGGCGGCGGCUCCUCCACCGUCGUCGUCCCGAGAAUCGCCGACGCCAACCCAACCGCCGCUGCAAGUGGCGGCACAUGUGUUCUCCGACUGGGCGGCGUCUCUGCAGGCUUUCUAUGGCAGCGGAGCUGCUGCUACCGCACCCUAUCCCUUUGCUUGGGGAACGCCGCGUCUGGAGUCGUCUUAUGGUCCCCCGAUCACGCACUCGCCGAUGUAUCCCAAUGGAGCAGUGUAUUCUCACCCCUCCAUGGCCGUGGGCAUGGCUUACCCAACUACAGACCCAUCGGAUGGGAAGAACAAGGGGAGUUCCGGCAAUGCUGGGGGUUCCCCGGGGAAGUCAGGGGAUGGCAGUAAAAUGACUUCGAGUGCUGCAGAGAAUUCCUCCCGGAGUGGUGACAGUGGCAGCGAGGGGUCAUCGGAUACAAGAGAUGAUGACGCCAAACCAAAAGACUUAUCUUCAUCGAAAAAGAGAAGUUAUGGCAAUAUGAUGGCAGAAGUGGAUACUCCACAGCCCAUCACUGCUGCCCAGUAUGGUGGAACUGUGGUCGAACCAUCUUACAGUAGUAGGGGAAGAUCUGCCACAAAACUGCCAGUUUCAGCGCCAGGGAGGAUAGUGCUUACUAGCCCUCCAACUAACUUGAAUAUAGGGAUGGAUCUAUGGAAUGCUUCCCAUGCUGGAGCUGUACCUGUUAAAACUAGACCUACGGAAGCAGGUAUUGCGACUGCAACAGGGAGAUGGGAUGGGGUCACAGCUGAACAGCAGCGGAUACAGGAUGAACGGGAAUUGAAGAGGGAGAGAAGAAAACAGUCAAAUAGGGAGUCAGCGAGGAGGUCAAGGCUACGAAAGCAGCAAGAAUGUGACGAGUUGUCAAGGAAGGUGGCUGAACUGAACAGUGAGAAUAGUGCACUAACUUUAGAGGUUGAAAAUCUCAAGAAAUUUUGCAGGGAUCUGAAGGCAGAAAAUGAGUCAUUAGAGGCAGGCUUGACUCACUUCUAUGGGGCUGGCAUGGUUUCUGCUUUGGGAAGCAAAGUUGAGUCAUCAGCAGUGCCAUCAGUUGGUGGUGACGGCAGUGACCAUGUUCAUCAAAGUCCAGUUGAUUCCAAUCGGAACAAGGGGAAGUUCUAUACUGGCAUUGACAAUCCCAAUCAACUUUGAGGUGAAUCGAAACUUUUUAAUCCUCAACCAUCAUUCUAGGAGCCUUGACUCUUUUUUGCAUGUGAAGAGGGUAUGUAAAGCUACCAAUAUACGUAGGUAAAAGAUUCUGAAGAGCUUUGAGUCUUUUUGGAGCUUAUAGGUCAUUGAAGAUUAUUCUGGGAAAAGGGAGGUGUUUAUGGAUUGGUGUAGCAGCUUUUUCAUUGCUUCCAAUUAUCUUUCCUCUCCCCUUCCCCUUCAUCACUAUCUUCUUCUUCUUGUUCUUUUGCUAACUAGUUUGCUGAUUAUGACUUACCAAACAAAAGUUCGGCAAUUCUGACAAAAGAGAAAAAAUUGCUCUCAUGCGUGGUUUUUCAGUUGUUUUUUUUUUGUUGGGGGUGUGGUGUGUUCUCUUUUGGUGUAAAGAAAGUCUUAUAUCUAAACUGAUCCUGUAGUUGUGUGAUAAGUUUUGUUAGGACCGGCAUCAUCCCAUGUCUCUGGUACAAAACCUUGGCGACUGUCUGAAAAUGUGCAGUUUUUCUUUCA
Messenger RNA from Elaeis guineensis (African oil palm), 2136 nucleotides. RefSeq names its product G-box-binding factor 1. Gene Ontology annotation, molecular function: DNA-binding transcription factor activity; sequence-specific DNA binding. NCBI's taxonomy places the organism in Eukaryota, Viridiplantae, Streptophyta, Magnoliopsida, Arecales, Arecaceae. Gene Ontology annotation, biological process: regulation of DNA-templated transcription. Gene Ontology annotation, cellular component: nucleus. The record is from RefSeq and is a predicted model, not a curated record.